Molecule: messenger RNA, 546 nt
Organism: Sphenostylis stenocarpa
Lineage: Eukaryota; Viridiplantae; Streptophyta; Magnoliopsida; Fabales; Fabaceae
Source: the annotation of a GenBank genome assembly
AUGUUGGUGGGGCACUUAAGAAGAAGUAGGAACAAAGUGAUAACGUGGCCAGUAGCACCAGCUCAUGUGAACAGAAAAUGCACGUGGAAUGGGAGCAAAGCAAGUCAGAUAAAAUCAUUUCGGUGCACAAAAUGGAUGGUGGACUGCAAAAGCUUCAAGAGAACAAUGAAGGGGAGGUUUCUGAGAGGGUAUCUUAACAAGUGGAAGAAAAUAGGGAGUCGAGUGAUCCACUGUGCUGCCUACGGUUACUGCUGCGAAUGGGAAGUGGGGCCAUCCAUGUACAAUGAAGGAGACUCCAACAUUCCAAACGAUGUGCCAAAGGGUCACUUGGUUGUGUACGUGGGAGAACACCACAAGAGAUAUGUGAUCAAGAUCACGUUGCUUAACCAUCCUCUAUUCAAGACAUUGCUGGAUCAGGCUCAGGAUGAGUACGACUUCAUUGCAGAUUCAAAGCUCUAUAUUCCUUGCAGUGAGCACCUUUUCCUCACUGUCCUUCGCUGUGCAAGCUCUCGACACAAGAACGAGUCUUUGUGUGUGUCUGAGUAG